GUUCAGAGUAGGUUCCCUAGAAGUUCUGAGUUCCGAGCUUUGAGAUAAUGUCGUCAGAUUUGCGCCUGGCAUUUGUGCUGAGCCUGGCCGCAUUUUUAGCCGUCAGCUGGGCAGAUACAUUGGUCCAGCUGCAUGUCAAUCGUCCCUACAACGAUGUGAGUGAGAAAUUCGUCAGCUUUGCCGUGAAGCCGGAGGAUUUGUACGAUGCUUUGGAUGGACCGAACCGAAAGGCAUUGACCGGCAUGGCGGCCAUGCUUGGCGAUUCGUAUGUCAAGUUCAUUGGGGAUUUCUAUUUUGCAACAAAUGCGCCGAAACGUCUGCGGAAUCCAACGAAGAUAAUAUGGAAGGGCUUCAAUCGUUGGACGAGAGCUGUCAAUUGGACGAUGAUAAUACCCGUGCCGUAUGCGCCAGACGAAUGGGAUUCCAUGCACACGCUCAAAAUUCUGAAUACAUCGUAUAUGGUGGGCAUUACGGAUUGCAUUUGGCAACUGGGCACAGAUUUUGGCACCUCACGCGCCAAGGACUAUGUGCGUGAGCUGAACACACUCAAGCUGAUGUCGGACACAUUCAAGCCGUAUGUGGAUGAUUGGCGUGUCAUGGGAGCAGAUAUAUCAGCGGGAAGUAGUGCGCCAGAGACACGGCGCUAUGUGGAUAUGACCAAGGAUGUGAAUGCUGCUUUUGGCUGGACGCAACCACCGAACAUGUUGCCGGCCAGCAGCUUGGGCAGCUAUAUCUUCGAAGGAGAUCCAGCACUGAAGGUGCUGCAACAGGCACGACUUCCACUCUGGCUAACGCUGCCACAGGAGAAGAGUGAGGGCUCGUCCGCACAGAGAAUCAGCAAACGUCUGAUUGGCGAUGAGACGACGGAUGCCUUGCGUUGGGCUCAGACCCUGGGCGAUGCGGCCAGUACUGGCUUUGAUGUGGUGUUCAAACGCAUGACUCUAGCGGAUUUCAAGCGUCCCAAUUAUAGUUUUUGGGUUACGGCACUUUUCAAAAAGGUCAUGGGAUCACGUGUCUUUCCAGCGCGGCCGCUGAACAUGUUCGCUCCCACCAACAAGCUCUACACGCAUUGCGCCAACGAUGUGUCUGGCGGCCUGGCAUUUAUGGUGGUCAAUACCGAGGACCAACCCACAACGAUUACUGUACGCAGCUUAAGUCGACUGGCCAGCAGUGAGGUAUGGCAGUACAUACUGACUGCCAAUGAUGGACGGGUUCGGCUCAAUAAUGAGAAACUAUCGCUUAACUCUACGCUGCGUCCAGUCAUCAAGUCCAAGGACUCGAGCAAAAUGCUGCAGCUGAUCACGCCCACUAUGUCUGUGGGCUUCUGGGUGCUGCCCAAUGUCAAUCUAGAGCACUGUCAGUAUACAGAAGUCGAGGCAGAAGAAGUGGCUGCUGACAGCUCUUCGGAAAAGGAUCGUAGCAAUGGCUAUAGCUCCGCGGAUCGUUUGCUGCAGCGCCUGAUCGAGGAGACGUCUGUCACUCGUGGCUCCCUUCAGAGUGCCAUCAAUCGUCAGCGACGUUUUGUGCUAGAAAACCAGGAUGCCUCGGAACCACCAGGCUUGCUGGGACAGCUGCUGCAGCGAUUUAAAGUAGACACGGAUUCAGCUAUUGGCCCCGUCUCGGUAAAUAGGAAACGAGAAUCUGUGGCCGAGCCAGCUAAAAAGUCGAAGACACAGCCUGUGAGCAUACGUGAUGCUUUAGUUUGGCUCCGUCAAGUACUAGAACAGACGCGUGACGUAGCACGUGAAGCGAGUGGUCAGCGUCGAAGACGCAGUGUCGACAGUUUCCGUGGACCGUUCUUUUAUAAUCGUCAAGGCAAACGAACGACUCUAACAAAGAAGAUAACCGAAAUACGCAGACCUGAACAAAAUAUUAAGCCGAUCUGGGAGCAUGGCGAGUUCGAUGAGGAAGAAUUCUUCAAGAAAGUUGGCGAUCAUACGGAACCGCCUCCAUAUACACGUCUGCCUGAAGGUGAUGUGCAUUUGAAGCACAUUGAGACACAGGAUGGUGAGGAGGAAGAACAGGAUGAUGCGGAGCCCAAAUCGUAUAAAAAGCGUGGACCAUUUGGCAAGAAAUCUCUGAAGAUCGUUCAACGUUCACAAGAGAUUGAAGACGGAGGUGAGCAUCGGAAGCAGCGUUUAUUGCCCACGGAAUUCUUCGAGGCGCUGCCAGCUCCCAUACAUGGAAAGCGCUUGAAUUUGGGCGCCACGCUGAACACGCUACUCUUUCCCGAACCCUUCUCCAGCAAGGCCACUAUAGGCAAGAGCAAGGAUAAGCAUGAAGAGGCUGCCAGCGCAGAGCACGAUGUCGAGCCUGUGGAGGGCAGUGGAAAGCGACCGAAACCAGGUCAUGUGGCUUCGGACUUUUUGCAGGCACAGCGCGAACUAGGCAAACAUUUUCUCAGUCACAUCAAGGAGCAUCAGCAAGAGUUUCCGCUGGGUGGAGAAGGAGCUCAUGAGAGCUCCCUAGAGCUGGAACCAUUAGAGCGUCGAGGUCCACUCCGUCAACCGCUGCACACGAAUAUUGCAAGCAGCAGUCGUCAUCAUGAUGGAGUCGAUUAUUUUGGUGCAAAGGCAUCAAAGCGCAUACCGAAGCCAGCUGAUGAGGGCAUAACUUCCUGGUGGGAUUUGCCAGCACGACGACGCAGACGUGCCCUGCCCCUGGCCUACUCCACAGAAACCCUUCGUUCCAAUGCCAUUGACAAGGAUGGUGAGGACGAGCUGCUGCCACUGGGAAAUGUCGUGCCAGGACGUUACUCUCUCUUCGACUACAGAGUGGAUCUGCCCACAACAGAGCCCAAAACUGUGGUCCAGGAGCCCCCAACGGAGUCAAUAAUUAUGAAAAUAUCCAAGACGCGCAACACGUCAUCCCAACAGUUGAAGGAGAACUUGACGCUCUCCGACAAAAUUGUGACCACAGUCAAGUCGAAAGUUUCCAAAUUUAUGCACAUCAUAUCACGUCACAUGAACGAAUGGUACAACACAUUGUCGCGUCACCUGGAAACUGGUGAAGAGGAGCAGCAGCGACAGAGGGAGGCUGAAGAAAAUGCCAUACGGAAAUAAAUGAGAGUGAGAAUUUUAACUCUAGUUUAGUGUAAAUACAUACAAUGUAACUAUAAUUAAUGUUAUAAUUUACAAAAGUACAGUACAGAGAAAUGUAUUAGUUAAUGAGAUGACUAAAGAAUGCUAAAGUUUUAAAACGAGAAUCAAAUAAUAUUAAGUGUAACUACAUACAUA
Scaptodrosophila lebanonensis is the source of this 3236-nucleotide messenger RNA. RefSeq lists its product as uncharacterized. The record is from RefSeq and is a predicted model, not a curated record. NCBI's taxonomy places the organism in Eukaryota, Metazoa, Arthropoda, Insecta, Diptera, Drosophilidae. The transcript is spliced from 3 exons. Bases 48 to 3062 code for a protein of 1004 amino acids. Gene Ontology annotation, cellular component: extracellular matrix.